Messenger RNA from Alosa alosa (allis shad), 1113 nucleotides. It is a transcript of the gene pdap1b, whose product is annotated as pdgfa associated protein 1b. The record is from RefSeq and is a predicted model, not a curated record. Gene Ontology annotation, molecular function: RNA binding. Lineage: Eukaryota; Metazoa; Chordata; Actinopteri; Clupeiformes; Clupeidae. The coding region runs from base 135 to 659 and encodes 174 amino acids. The transcript has 6 exons. Gene Ontology annotation, cellular component: cytosol.
UCGGAGUGUAGUACUACUGUCUAUGGUAGUGACCAGAUUGCGAUUAGCUUGCAACAUACUAUUUUGAGCGUUUUGGAAGGUGUUUUUCGUUGACGUGUUUCAUAAAAACGGUUGUCAAAGUAUAGUACUUCAUAAUGCCGAAAGGAGGAAAGAAAGGUGGCCAUAAAGGUCGUAUGAGGACGUACACAAGUCCUGAGGAGAUUGAUGCUCAGAUGAAAGCAGAAAAAGAACGAAAGAAGCGAGAAGAAGAAGAAGGGGCAUCAAAUGAUAACUUGGCAGAGGAGAAGCUCCAGGGGUCUGGCUCUGAUGACAGUGAAGAUGAAGGUAGUCAGAAAAAAAGGGGGUUAGAGGGUUUAAUAGAAAUCGAGAACCCCAAUCGUGUGGCACAGAAAACGAAGAAGGUGACUGACAUAGAGCUUGAAGGGCCACGACAGCUUUCAAGAAGAGAGAGGGAAGAAAUAGAGAAGCAGCAAGCCAAAGAGAGGUAUAUGAAAAUGCAUUUAGCGGGAAAGACGGAUCAAGCAAAAGCAGAUCUUGCUCGGCUUGCGAUCAUUCGGAAACAGCGGGAGGAAGCUGCACGGAAAAAAGAGGAGGAGAAGAAAGCCAAAGAAGCAGCAGCUGCAGCAGCAAGAGGAAUGAAUUCUUUAUCCCUAAAAUAAUGAUAAAUGAACAGACCAAUGGUCAUGCACUUAUGGACUGAUGCUGAAUCUGCAUUACCUGAUCUUGACUAUUUUUAAAGAAAAGCAAGGAUAUCCACUGUAGUAUAUGAAUGUAAAAUAUUGAAAGAUAAUGGAAAGAAAAGAACCAAAAGCGUUUGUUACAGACAUCUACCUUUCAGUUACUACACUUUUACUAUGGUUGCUAACAUGAUGCAUCUAUAUACCCUGUUUCAUUGAAACACAACAUAAAUAUUACAGCUUUUGGUGUAUUUGAACCAGAAGCCACUUUGCCUGUAUACCAGAUUAAUCUAAUUACUACUUAUAUUGAGGAAAUCAUGGUGGAAUUUAUUGUUGACGCCCUAUGGAAUGUUGAACGCUUAAGAACUAUGUUGGCUAUGUCAAUGGUACAAAUAUUGAAGUGAUUGGGGUAAAUAAAUGUUGCUCAGAGUUUUAA